Molecule: messenger RNA, 4577 nt
Organism: Micropterus dolomieu (smallmouth bass)
Lineage: Eukaryota; Metazoa; Chordata; Actinopteri; Centrarchiformes; Centrarchidae
Gene: ankfn1a
Product: ankyrin repeat and fibronectin type III domain containing 1
Exons: 20
Coding region: 39-3512 (1157 amino acids)
Biological process (GO): regulation of establishment of bipolar cell polarity; establishment of mitotic spindle orientation
Cellular component (GO): spindle
Molecular function (GO): protein binding
Source: RefSeq, a predicted model, not a curated record
GAUACGACACCAGGAAGAACAGACGCCUCCCGGGUGUCAUGACCCAGCAGAUGCAGAACCUACAGUUGUCCCAGACCAGGAAGUGCCCCGGUGGGCCGGCCUCCCCCAGCGCCGCCAAGCGCCUCUACCGGAACCUGUCGGAGAAGCUUCGAGGAAGCACCUCCUCCUUCGAAGAUGCCUACUUCUUUGGCAAGACGGACCGUCUCCGCAAAGCCUCGACCAUGCAGGGCAGCGACUGCAUCUUCGAGGCCGUGGAGCAGCAGGACCUGGACGCGGUGCAGAUCCUCCUCUACCAGUUCUCGGCGGAGGAGCUGGACCUGAACACGCCCAACAGCCAGGGCCUGACGCCGCUGGACAUCGCCAUCAUGACCAACAACACGCCCAUCGCCAAACUGCUGCUGAAGGCCGGCGGCAAGGAGAGCCCACACUUUGUGAGCGUGGAGAGUCGGGAGGCCCACCUGAGCUCCCUGGUGGUGGAGGCUGAGCGGCGGGCGGCGGACCUGGCGGCUCAGGCGCAGAAAGACGGCCUCUCAUUGGAGGCCUGCCACAAGGACAAACAGCUGAAAGCCUGGGAGUGGAGGAGCAAGCUGUACAAACGCAUGAGGACGGGCUUCCAGCACGCACGUGCCCCGGAGCCCCCGUCUAUGGUUCGUCUGAGCGUGAGCAGUAGCACCACGCUGACCGUCACCUUCCAGGAGCCGCAGUGUCUCAACUCCACCGUUGUGACCAAAUACAGAGUGGAGUGGAGCUGCCUGAAGGAUUUCUCGCUGCUUGCUGGAGAGAUCGUGUUGGAUAAUCUGCAGACCCUCAAGUGCAUCAUCAGCGGCCUCACCACGGGUCGACUGUACUACGUUCGAGUGUCGGCUUACAACAUGAAAGGCUGGGGUCCACCUGCCUCCUCCCUCCCUCCGUCUGCAGCUCCUUCAAAUUGGAGGGAGAGCGACGGUCGGGAGCCCCGGAGGCGAGGCCACAUCGAGGCCAUGGAGCGUCUGCUGCAGCAGGUCCGAGCGACUCACACACACUACUGCUGUGGAGACCCCUCGAAGCUCCAGAACCAGAGCAGGAAGCAGUCCGUCUCCAGGAGUCUGAAGCACCUUUUCAACUCCUCCAACAAGUUUGUGAAAACGCUGAAAAGAGGGAUCUACCUGGCUGCUGUGUUCUACCAUAAGGACAGUUUACUGGUGACAGCGGAGGACCAGAUCCCCAUCGUGGAGGUGGACGACUCCUACAGCAGCUCCCUCAUGCAGGACUUCCUGUGGUUCACUAAGCUGUCCUGUAUGUGGGAGGACGUGCGGUGGCUGAGACAGAGCAUGUCGGUGUCCAUGUCGUCGUCCUCCACCCUGCAGGCCCGGCACAAGAUGCUGACGGCCGCCAGCCAGCUGCAGAGCCUUCUGGGAACUCACAACCUGGGCCGGGUCCACUACGAGCCCAUCAAGGACCGCCACGGCAACGUGCUUCUGGUGACCAUCCACGACACGGAGAGCCAGCACUCGCUGUUCAGCGGGAAGUGGAUGCAGGUGACCAAACUGCAGAGCCAGAGGAAGUCUCUGUCCACGCCCGAGGAGCCGUACGCCCUCGACAUCCUCAUCAUCACCAUCCAAGACAUUUUGGCGUACCAGCGGCGCAGCACUCACCGGCUGGCCCCGGGUCUCUACCUGGGCUUCCUGAAGCUCAGCAGCUCUGUAGACCAGAUCAAAGUCCUGGUGUCCCAGCGGACCCCCAACAUGCUCUGUCACUCCCGCAUACGAGACAACGCCAACGUCUCCAGGGAGGAGUGGGACUGGAUCCGCUCGCUGUCGGCUGCCGGAGAAAAGGACCGCACCGGGGAGGACAGCGAGGAGGCGGAGCCCAGGCCUGAAAGCCACGCCCCUUUGCUGUACUACGAGCUGCAGACGGCGAUCAAGUCUCUGCUGAAACACAUCAACCUACCUCUGCACCAGGCCCGUCACUUCCGUCUCUACAGUCAGGAGGUGGUGGAGCUCGGUCACGGCGUCUCCUUCCUGCUGCUGCUGCCGGCGGCCGACAACGUUUGCUCCGCCCCCGGACAGUCCAACCCCUACAGCCCCCUGUCAGGAUUCCUCCACCUGCCCCUGCAGAUGUUCGAACUCGUUCACUUCUGCACCUACAAAGAGAAGUUCAUCAGCCUGUACUGCCGCCUGUCCUCCGUCCUGGACCUGGACGCCCUCAUUACCCAGCAGGCACUGCGAGAGGCCAUCACUGACAGCGAGGUGGCCACGGCGAAACAGAGGCACCAGCUCAUACUGGACUACAUCCAGCAACUGGACGAGAUGCGGCGUGACCUCCGCUGGAUCACCGACGCCCUGCAGUACGCUCGCUACAAGCAGCCCCGCGGCGGCGUACCAAUCACCUGCCUGGUGGACGCCAACGCGCCCGAUAGCGACUCCGGCCAGCAGAAGACGGACUCCACCUCCUCGGCCAUGGACUACCUGCCCACGCCUUCGCCCUCGCCUGAACUGCGCAGACGGAAAGCCAUCAGCGACUCUCUGCUCGGGUCGGAUGAAGACGGGUCCUCGGAGGUUUUCCUGCCGACGGACAGCGACUACGACUCCAGCGACGCCCUGAGCCCCCGCGAGCUGGACCUGCUCUACUCGCCGCCCCAGGAUCUGUCCCAGCAGGCCGUGCACUCGCUGGGCGGCAGCGCCCCGGAUGUGCUCCAGAUCCACGAGCUCAGGUACAGCGUCUGCACGCCCAAAGACCUCCCCCUCUCUCCGGUGGACCCCCCUCUCUCCUCGCCGCUCCUCCCCCACUCCCCGUCUCUAUCCAAAAACUUCCCGUUCUCCACCUCUGGUCUGCCUCGCUCUCCCUCCCUCUCCAGGACGCUCCCCACCUCCCCGUCGGGGCCCCUGUCCCCCCGAUUCUCCACGGACCUGCCCCUGUCCUUCCCCCUCUCCCCGGUGCUGUCCGACACCACCAAGACCCUGGAGGGCCUCUCCCUCUCCAAGAGCCACCAAGAGGGCGCCACUUCCCUGAGGGCCCUCGUUAACCCCCCCGCCAAACGCAAACUGCUCUCCAGGAGCCACCGCGGCCAGUACUUCAGCGGGCCGCAGCGCUGGCUCAGGGGCCACAGCGGGGAGAGUCACACCGGGUCUUUAUCUGAGGGCGUCUACACCAAGCAGCUCGACCUGGACCUGCCUCUCCCCGGGGACCCGCCCUUCCUGCAGGGCCCCACCUACGUCAGCCACGCCUCCUGCGUCCUGGAGAGCCGCAAGGGCCGACACCGGGAGCCGCGACCCCACGUCCGCAGGAUCUUCGUGGAGCCCUGUAAGGAGCUGUCGCCGGGCCACGAGAGGAGGGGCUGGGAGGGGGAGGAGGAGGAGGAGGAGGAGGAGGUGAUGAUGGAGGAGGUGAAAGCAGCAGGUGUGUCGGUGUUCGUGGCAGAGGCGGAGCCUGAAGAAGAGGAGGAGGAGCCGGAGGGAGCCGCCACCCAGGAGGUAGACUCAGACGACCAAACCAACGCCCAGGUGUCGGAGCUCCUCAGCAGCACGCUGUAGGAGGCGGCAGUGACGAUUGGCCGGCCGUGUCCUGGCGAGCAGCCCUCGCCUCUCCGUAGAUUGUAAACUUCUCUAAAAGUUGCUGGUUCAACUCCGCCAAGCCUCAGAACCCAUGGCACCGACUGUUACGAAGAGAACAACCAAUGCAACGACAAACCAGGCACUGCUUCUCCGACCAGGAACUUUGCACACUUUGACUGAACGUCAACCAAAAAAACACUCGCUGGUGGUUUGAUUGAUUGAUCGAUUGAUGGUUUGAUUGAUUGAUUGUGGCUCCGUUUCUUUCCAGGUUUAGUUUUAUCAAAUUGAAUGGUUGGAGGAGUUUCCUGCAGGCGGCGCCGCCUUCAGAUGGAUUCUCCUCUGCUUGAAGUGAAUGUACAGUUCAGUCCGUUGGCGUCUCCUGUGUUUUGUUCAGCUCGGGUCUCAAUGUGGUCAAACAAACCUGUGGUCUGUCUAAAGUUUAAAUAUAUAUAUAAAAAUGAUUCCCCCGAGUCACUAAACCCAGACCACUCGAAACCUUAACACAUGAAGUAUUUUUGUAGUCUCUUUUACCCGAAGUGUUGUCAGAGCAUGACGUGUUUUGUGGGUUUUUUCUCCUGGGCCGAAGCUUCGUGUCCAGUUUGUGCCUCCUCCGGGUUCAGCAUGAUGAUGUCAGGGGUCGGCGGGGGAGGAGGGAGGGAAAUCUGCACUUUGGCCCUCGGGACCCGACGGUGUUUUUGUGUCGUGCUGUCGUGUUGAGCUUCUCUUUCCGUGUUUCCUCCGAGGCUGCUGGUGUGUUUUUAUCUUUUGUGUAUUAUUUCUUUUUUUACAACUCGCACCAAAAAAAACCCUGCACCUGUUUUCAGAGGAACGCCCGUCGGUCGGUCGGGCCGAGAGCUGUUCAGGUUCCUCAGAUGUAUGCACGCCGUUUUCAAAAGUGCGUUUUUAAUGUUUGCACAUAAAAAUGAUGGAAUAAAAGCUAAUUGAAUCUAUUUGAUGCAGUUUGGACUUUAACUGUGGCAGCUUCUAUCACUAAUGACUGUAACAUGUUCCAACAAAGUGUUGAUGAUAAAGACGUAUGAAGUG